AUGCCCGCAGUCAAGCGAAAGGCCACAACAUCGCCGGUUGUCUCUGAACAACCACGAGGUGAAGCGGCCAUCGAAGCCGACCAGCCGCUCGACGACCUCAUCGAAGCAGGACCGUCAUCCCACAAACGCGCCAACGUCUCGGCAUCUGUCUCACUUGAAAGCCUCGAGAGCAAACUAAGCCAUCUGCCCCUCAACGUAUUAGAACCCCUCUUACCACUUCAGAAGCAGCUUUGUCUUUCUACGCUCGUCGGUAGCCUUCCACCCGUGCCAACAGAGCCGACGCAAUCGAUAGCAUCCACAUCUACGCUUGCCCAAGACCAAGAUGAGGAUGCUGCGGUCUUCACCGACAAAUUCAGUCAUGUUGACGCAAGUCUCACCCCCCAAUUGCAGGCAGAAGCAUGUGUAGGCUUAAAAGACGAGUGGCACAUGCUUCAUAGCAUGCUUCACGCCACAGUCAAGUCGCAGGAGAGCAACAGCUGUUUGCUCAUCGGUGCUUCGGGUUCCGGUAAAUCCUUGCUGGUAGAUUCGGUUCUUGAUUCGAUCUGCAAAAGCAUAGGUGCAGAUGCUCCAUCUUCGAGCAACAGACCCUACUAUCAUGUUCAUCUCGCAGGCACGCUUCAAACCAACGAUCGUUCUGCGAUGAAGGAGAUGGCGCAACAACUUAUCGUGCAAGGCGCCUUCACCGAGCAAGAUAUUGGUGAUGAAAUCAACGUACCAUCUUCGGAUGACGACGAGGCAGAUCAAACUCAGCUACCUACUACAUCGGCCACUGAUCAUGUCUUCGGAGGCGAUGAUCACAAAGGUGAAGAUGAAAAUCAAGAUCAAGAUGACCUCGAACAUGAGGCGGCGCUGGCUGCCGCGGCGGCGAAUGACGAACAGGCCGAAAUCCAAAACGAGCUAGCAGGAGCCAUUCUAUCGUCGCUCAACAACAUCAUCGCCCAUAUCAUCGCACUCCUCUCCAAUACCGCUUCAACAUCAGCAACCAUUACUGACGCAAAUCGCAGUUCCAAAGCCACAAGGAAACCUCUCAUUAUCACACUGGACGACUUUGACCUGUUUACCGCACGACCGAGGCAAGCCAUGCUGUACUGCUUGCUGGACGCGGUACAGGCAGCGUCGUACGGUGCAGGUCUGGCUGUUGUCGGAUUGACCGGUCGAGUAGAUACGGUGGAUUUGCUGGAAAAGAGGGUCAAGAGUCGAUUCUCGCAUCGAAUCUUGCACGUGCGACCGCCAGCGACGUACGACGCAUUCGAACGCAUCGUUCGCAACGCUCUGUCGUCGCUGUCGCCCAACUCAACGCAGGUAUCCUCGAUCUCACCAACCUACCUCGAAAGCUUCUCAGUAGCAUGGAAUUCCGACAUUGCCACCCUGUUCGCCAACCAACAUUUUCGCGAAAUCCUUCACGGGAUUUAUGAGCUGUCCAACGACAUACGCAUGAUCUACCGAGUUCUCACACCCGCUAUCUCAUGCCUAUCCAUUCUCAACCCUGCCAUCAACCUGCCCUUGGUCCUCUCCACAGCGGCAACAGAAGUGGGUCAAGGGAUGAUUCACAUACUUCGCGACCUCACCGAACCCGAAUUGGCACUCUUGAUCGCUAUCAAACAUCUGCAAACACGCGACCGACAGGUGUUCAACUUUGAAAUGUGUUUCGACGAACUUCGCAGAUUCGCCGCUCGAGACGCGAGCGAACGGCAAGCAGCUUCCACCGGAUCGCUUUGCACGGAUGUCUCGGCAGAAGUCACAGCAACAGCAGUAGCAGCUGGCGCAAUAGGCGCAGUAGGCGCAGUAGGAUCGUUGAGCGGUUCGGCGGUGUCUACGCCCUUUUUUGCUGAUCGCAAGUUGGCGUUGAUGUCGUUCCACACGCUGCUAAGUCUGGAGAUUGUCCUGCCGGAGAAUCACGUGUCGACGCUGACGAUCAGCAAUCCAGUUGCAAAGCCGAGUGCAAGCUCGAGCGUCAGUGGAAGUUCGACCGGGAGGGCGAAUCAGAAUACGGUGAGAAAGGAGUUUUGGAAAGUAAGGUGUAUCUUGCCCCCGCAAGUGAUUGUUGCUGCCGUCAAGGAUAAGCAGCGUCAAGUGGCCGUCAGUUCCAGCCUUGUAAAGUGGGCUACCUCCCACGGCUAG
Mycosarcoma maydis (corn smut) is the source of this 2121-nucleotide messenger RNA. Its product is annotated as origin recognition complex subunit 4. Bases 1 to 2121 code for a protein of 706 amino acids. Gene Ontology annotation, molecular function: DNA replication origin binding. Gene Ontology annotation, cellular component: nucleus; nuclear origin of replication recognition complex. The transcript has a single exon. Gene Ontology annotation, biological process: DNA replication; DNA replication initiation. Lineage: Eukaryota; Fungi; Basidiomycota; Ustilaginomycetes; Ustilaginales. The record is from RefSeq and is a predicted model, not a curated record.